AUUGGAUGACCCUUCAAUCUUUCUUUUUUCUAAUAAAGGAGUAUCGUUGUGAAUUGUGUGCCACUUUUAGCAGUUUGGUUAUUUAUGUCUCUCUAGGCUUAUGUGAAUCUUCUGGCUUGAUUUGACAUGACUGGAUUGAUUCUACCUCUCUGUACUUAUCCACAUUGCUUUUGAGAGUUGAGUUUUUGUGGGUUUUUAUCUAAAUAAUUUUGGAAGGCUUUUUUGGUGUGGUAGAAAACAGUGUUAGUUUGCAUUGAAGUGUUGCACUGGAGGAGUUUAAUGUGUCUAUGGAAUGAAUUCGAUGAGAUCAUUUUCUGUUUUAUGGUCAUUUCUUUCUCAACAUGGCAAUUUCAUAUUUUUUUCCUGGAAUUUUCUUUGAUCAAUUUGUAUUUGAUUGUAAUUUUGCUCUGAGUUUGGAUCCACAUCAUGUUCUAAACUGGUUGGCUGGAAUAUUUGUAAUUUAUAAGCAUUUCAAAUGUCUCGGUGAGUAGCUGUGAUCCUUGUAUCCUUGUACUGGUCGUGGUUUAAACUAAUUUUUAGUCCUAAUUCUUAUGCAGGUUAACUGCCAGAGAUUAAAUUUGUUUAGAUUUUCUCAUUGUGUUUUGUAAUUUAGCUUCAAAAUAUUUACACUUUUGUGUUAUCUACCUGGUAAAAUGAAAAAGGUAGGUUCCUAGACUUGGACACUUGAUUUGUUUGUGGUUUGGAGAAUCUGGGAUCCUGGUUUGAUCGUCAUUGACAACUGGGAGAGAGACGAUGGGACAGGCUUCGUCACCAGUUCUGAUUCUAUUAGCUUUUGGGUUUUUCUUUGCUACAUACAACUUAGUCACCAUGACAAUGCACAACAGAUCUAUUGGGAAAUGGGUGUAUGACGAUUCGGAUGGUGAGGCAUUUUUCGAUCCAGUUAUUGAAAUGCCUGAAGAGGUGAAGAAACCAAAGAAUGCCAGGAUGCCCUUCCAUGUUGCCUUAACAGCAACUGAUGCUCCCUACAGCAAAUGGCAGUGUCGCAUUAUGUACUACUGGUAUAAGAAGAACAGAGACCUGUCUGGGUCGGAGAUGGGAGGAUUUACACGGAUUUUGCACUCUGGAAAGCCUGACAACUUGAUGGAUGAGAUGCCUACAGUUGUGGUUGAUCCUCUUCCUGCAGGUCUCGAUCGGGGUUACAUCGUCCUAAAUAGACCAUGGGCCUUCGUUCAGUGGCUGGAAAAGACUACCAUUGAGGAAGAAUAUAUAUUAAUGGCAGAGCCUGAUCAUAUACUUGUGAAUCCCCUUCCAAAUCUAGCUCGUGGAGGGUUGCCGGCUGCUUUUCCAUUUUUCUAUAUCGAACCUGCUAAAUUCGAAAAUAUCGUAAGGAGGUAUUAUCCAGAGGAGAAGGGUCCUGUGACAGAUAUCGAUCCAAUUGGCAACUCUCCUGUAAUUAUCAAGAAGGAACUUCUGGAAAAGAUAGCUCCUACAUGGAUGAAUGUUUCCUUGAAGAUGAAAAAUGACAAGGAGACUGAUAAAGCUUUUGGAUGGGUACUAGAAAUGUAUGCAUAUGCUGUAGCAGCAGCUUUGAAUGACGUGCAGCAUGUUCUUCGGAAAGAUUUUAUGCUGCAGCCCCCAUGGGAUCUGAGCACUAGGAAUUUUUUUAUCAUUCAUUAUACUUAUGGAUGUGACUACAACUUAAAGGGUCAGCUAACAUAUGGAAAAAUUGGAGAGUGGAGAUUUGACAAGAGAUCAUAUCUACGAGGGCCUCCGCCAAAAAACCUCCCCUUGCCCCCUCCAGGGGUUCCAGAAAGUGUGGUUACCCUCGUAAAGAUGGUCAAUGAAGCUACUGCUAACAUUCCUAAUUGGGAUGCAGAGUAGCCGUCUGUCACGAUCCCCAUGGAAGGUUUCAUCCAUGGCCAUUUAGAAAUAUUGAUGUCUAGAAACCCAGGUUAAUUAUUAUUUCUAAUAAACGAAUUGAACAACAAAAAGUGGAAAAUUAAGAAGGUUAUUUAGUAAGGAUUACAGCAUAUUUAGGAAA
Populus euphratica (Euphrates poplar) is the source of this 2002-nucleotide messenger RNA. RefSeq lists its product as uncharacterized. The transcript has 8 exons. The record is from RefSeq and is a predicted model, not a curated record. Lineage: Eukaryota; Viridiplantae; Streptophyta; Magnoliopsida; Malpighiales; Salicaceae. Gene Ontology annotation, molecular function: glycosyltransferase activity. The coding region runs from base 754 to 1842 and encodes 362 amino acids.